AUGCCUGGAAGAGGUUAGUUGUGGAUAACAUCGUUGCCCACUCAUAACAUCGCAGACAUCCCAAUCACGAGAAAGGCCAACUUGAGCGAUUUCAGAGCCAAAGAACGAGAGAUUGGAAAGCAUAUACUGCGGGCGCUUAUCGAACGGAAACCGCAAUUCAAGGAUUACUUUGGGAUUCAUGUAGACGAGAAGAAGGACGAUGUGUACAGCUGCAGAGAGUUCCAGCUGCAAUCACAUCGGAUCCAGAACUUUCUCGACACGGCAGUCUCUUCUCUCGGCUUCUGUCCGAUCGGAAAUAUCCAUCAGAUGGCCUACAGAAUUGGACAGAUUCACUUUUAUAGGUGAGAACAUGGAGUACUGGAAAGGCUUGAGCUGUGAGGUUCAGAGGAGUGAACUUUGGAGCCGAUAAUUGGUUGACAUUCAAGAAGGUGACUGUGGAGAUUGUCACCCAGGACGGAAGCAAUUCUGAGAGCAGUUCGGUCGAUUUGAAGAGUGUUCCCUCUCUCUUUCCGUCCAAUUCGAGCACCGUCGUCAUAAUUGGAUGGGAGAAAUUCAUGGGCUCCGUGAUUCGAGAGAUGAAAAAAGGCCAGUUUAUUAACUUGUUUCUCAGGAUUCCGGAAAUCUAUUUAUCUCACUCCGAGAAUUCACGCGCGCAUCCAUCACUAAUUUAUAGACAUCCGUGCGUUAGAGUUGUAGUCGUAGUCGCUCAGCUGAUUUUAAUAUGGAAAAAGGAGAUUAAUUAUUUCAGGAUUCCUGGACGAGGCUCGUCGCAACUGUCACGACGAAGAGACGCGUUUCUGA
Messenger RNA from Caenorhabditis sp. 36 PRJEB53466, 801 nucleotides. Lineage: Eukaryota; Metazoa; Nematoda; Chromadorea; Rhabditida; Rhabditidae. The record is from the annotation of a GenBank genome assembly.